This is a messenger RNA of Adineta ricciae, 2271 nucleotides long. The record is from the annotation of a GenBank genome assembly. Lineage: Eukaryota; Metazoa; Rotifera; Eurotatoria; Adinetida; Adinetidae.
AUGUUGAUGGCCAGUCCAAUUCGAAGUAAACGCCGAACUAAACUAACUGCUCCAGCUAAUUCAACAUUUUCUAACUGCGUACAAGAUCAUUUGUUCGCUCAACCGUUACGAGGAUCACUUGAUCAAUUCAAACCUGUAGUCUAUUUGGAUGAACAUGGUCGUCGACAUGGCCGUGUCAGCGAUCAUCUCUUACAACGACAGAUUGAAAGCGAUCGACUGAAAUUAAAAAAACAAUCAAAAGAAAAAGUGCCACCAUCAUCCACGUUGUAUGGCGUUCGAAAUCCGAAUAUUGUUGCCUUAGUCAAAGAUGUGCCUGUUGACAACAAAGACAGUAAUGAUGACGAUGAUGAUGACAAUGAAAACAAUCCGCCAAUUUCCAGUGAUGAAGUGAAAAUGAUCGAAUAUAAGAAACCUUCGAGUAUUCGAACAUCAGCAACUAAUAAACGGCAAACUUCAUCGACCAGUGGUAAACAAUCAGUAAAAUUUGAUAGUACGUCGUUCGGUACGAUGUCAAAACUUGCCGAUAGUCAUCUAACUGGAUUAGAUGAUGCUAAUACGGUUGAAGUAGAUGACGAAGAAGAACUUCAAUCGGAUAAACCUGUGAAUAUUCCUGACAAAAAUCCGCAACAGCAGGUUACUAAAUCACCAUUAAAUUCUGCUGAUAAAUCUUCCACACCAAAGAAUAAUGAUACGAUCACAUCAACGAACCCGUCUCGUGAAUCACAACGAACACACAUGCCACCUAGCGUUGAAGACAUCAAUGAUGUGGAAGAACAACGAAAAUCCAUCGAUCGAGUUUCUUCAUCUCGAGCUACACAACGACAAAAGUCAUCGCCCAUGUCGAGCAACAAAAAAGAAGAGCGUAUAAAAUCAUCCUCAUCACGUCCAAAAACCGCUUUUUCGUCGCGAUCUCGCACUGGAACAGAAGAAGGUAAAUCAUCACGGCUCUCGUCUGCGUCCAGUUCAUCGAUCAACACGUCCGCCUUACUGCGUAGUGAGAAUGAUUCUCAACACUUGUCAGACGAAGAUUUGAAUGACACUGAGGGGCAAAUGCUUCCUGUUGAAACUCCAGUUAAAUCAGAACAUACAUGUUCAGUUUUCAACGAAACGCUAGAAAUGUUUGAUGAACAACCCAUUUCACCUGAACCAGUCAAUGCAUUACAAUUGAGAAAUGCAAAAGGUGAAUACGAUGCGAGUAAAGUACUUCAAUUGCGCGAAUCAUUUCAACCAAUUAUCAAUGAAGCAGCAUCAUAUGGACAUCGCGAUGUCGUUCGAGAGUUGAUUGAGGGCGGUCAAAGUGUACAUACACAAAAUCUUUUGGAACGUACACCAUUGCAUGAAGCAUCUGCUAGUGGUAAUCAUCAGCUAGUUGCCGAACUGCUGAACAAUGGUGCGUUGAUUGACCAACGAGACGCUCAAGGAAUGACAGCGCUACAUAUUGCUGCUAGUCACGGAUCGACAAAGUGUGUGCGGGUACUAAUCGAAAAAGGAUGUGAUAUCAAUGCUCAAGAUAAUUUUGGUCGAACACCUGCUCAUUACUGUGCAAUGCAUAAUCAUGUGGAUGCCUUUAAAUAUCUGAUAAAUGCUAAGAACAUUGAUCUAACUAUUGCUACGAACGAAACGAAAUUAUCGAUCCAUUAUGCUGCUAAAAAUGGUUCUAGGAGUGUACUCAAUUUUUGUUUUCAAUCAAAAUUAAUGAUCGAUGCGACAGAUGCUCAUGGAAAUACGAUUGCACAUGAAGCAAGUGAAUACGAUCAACUUGAUUGUGUUCGAUUGAUAUGGAAAAAUAAACGAAAUUUAUUUACAUACAAAAACAAUCUUGGCCGAACGCCAAUGCAUAUGGCAGCUCUGUUUGGUGCAGCGAAUGUUUUACAUUGGCUAUUAGAAUUGAAGAUAAUCGACAUUGAACAAGCAGACAAUGAUGGUUAUACCAUGGCUCAUCUCGCAGCUAGUCGAGGAUAUGGAACAUGUUUUGCUUGUUUAUUGAUGCAUAAUGCGCCUCUUGAUCUGUAUACAUUCGAUCGGCAAGACUCAGUUAUUGAUGUCGCUCGACGCAGUGGCAAAAAUAACCAAAUCGAACGAGCUCGUAUUGGCAUUAUCCGCUGCCGUCCUUGCGAUGAAAAAAUUGCGAAAGAAAAAUAUGACCAAACUCAUGGGCGCACUGCUGUGGAACAAUUAAUUCACACUCAGAUCCAGCGCGGUUAUAAUCUAAGUGUACCUCCUACUCGUUCGCCAAUUUCCAUAAGUGAACCCAAUCAUUCGUCGACUUGA